Messenger RNA from Symbiodinium natans, 969 nucleotides. Lineage: Eukaryota; Dinophyceae; Suessiales; Symbiodiniaceae. The record is from the annotation of a GenBank genome assembly.
AUGCCCCUUUCUCUCCUGUUGGCUCCGGAGCUUUGUGCGCAUGCUGGCGUUCCAAGAUGGGACGCCGUAGCUUGUCUGCGAAGCUUGGCGGAGAAGCAGGCUCUACUCUCACUUUUCUCUUCAAGCUCGGUGGAAGUGGAUCGCGUGCAUAUCCUUCAGGCAUCGCCGCAGCAACUGGUCCAGGCAGCACUGCCGUCUCCCUUCCCGCCGAACAGUGCGAAGGCUCUGCAAUCCAGCCCUUCAGCCAGCAUCAUCAUCUGCGAGGACAUCGUCGGAGCAUCAGGCGCACUUCGGGCGGAGGCCCUCGAGGAUCUUGCGCUGGUCUGGCGCACCUGCUCAGGGCGCAAGGGCCGAGAGCUGCGAGUCAUGCCGGAGGCCAUCACGCUCAAGCUGUCCCUCAUUGAGAGCUGCGAGUUGGAGAGGCGAACUCGUGUAGUGGAGCGCCCUGGUGGCGUGGACGUGUCCGGGGUCAAUGCGCUCAGCGUCUCAGACUUCUUGAGUCUCGAAGAGAAGCUCUUGAAGCCGAGAUGGCUGAGCAAAGAGGUGGAAGCCCUGUCGCUGCCCUUGGGCCCUUCUCUACUCACAGCACUGGCCGCUCUCAGCGCACGCGAGAAGGGAGCACCCUUGCUGCGCAUGCGGCUCGUAGCAGAAAAUCCGGGCAAGGUCCAUGGCAUCGUCACGCGCUUCACGUGGCCGGGGGCCACAGGCCAGAGCUGGGACACCAGGCUGGCAGGCGUUGUUUGGCCCUGCGAGGGCGGAAACAGACCACCCGACCUGGAGGCAGGAGAUGCUGUGGUCGUGGCAGUUGAAUACUCAUCUGCGCGUGGUCUCAUCGUGAGCCCAGUGUGCCUGGAGCGAGCGAACGCCACUGCCAUCACUUCAGCCACCGCCGGGAAAACACCGACCUCGUGGAAUGAUCGGUUUUGGACUUUGUCGUUCUUGGUGGAUUCAGGAAGGAUUCCUUUGUAA